AGCUGUCACUGUGGGUCCGGGUUCUCCAGCGAGCUGCCGUGUGAUUCCGCGCCGCACGUCGGGCUCUGCUUGUAUCUGAGCCGUGCAAACGCACAAGACACGUCCCCCGGGAACACACGCUCAUCAGGACACUUUCCUCCGCGAGUUACAAGAAGGCUCAAGAUGAAGUUAGACAGGGGUUGGAUGUGGCAUUUGCUGCUCCUGUCCUCCCUGGCUGUUGCCACGGUUGUGGCCCAGGAAGAGCUGUCAGAGGCUGAUGUAGCAGACGUCGAUGACGAUAUGGGCCUUGACGAGGAAUUAAAGGUUCUGAUGGCAGAAGAAGAAGAAGAAGAGGAUGUGGCAAUGGUGAUGGAUGAGGAGUUGUCUGAUGAAACCGAUGGCAAGGACACAGCAAGUGGGAAGGCUGAAAUGGAUGAAAAUGUCUCUUUCCAGGUAAAAUAUGUGACUCCUGUUCCCACGGGAUAUGUGUACUUUGCAGAAACGUUUGAUGACGGAUUGCUGGGAAGAUGGCAGCUGUCAAAGAUGGUGAAGGGGGACGCAGAUGAAGAAACUGCCAAAUAUGACGGGAAGUGGGCUGUGGAGCAGCUGAAGGAGAACAAGGUUCCUGGAGACCAGGGCCUGGUGCUCAAGUCCCGCGCCAAACACCACGCGAUUUCUGCUUUGCUGGACAAACCCUUCGUCUUCCAGGAUGAUCCUGUGGUCAUACAGUAUGAGGUGAAUUUCCAGAAUGGUAUUGACUGUGGUGGAGCAUACAUCAAACUGCUCUCAGAUGCUGGGGAUCUGGAGGAGUUCCAUGACCAUACACCCUACACCAUUAUGUUCGGACCGGACAAAUGUGGCGAGGACUACAAGCUGCACUUAAUCUUCCGCCACCAGAAUCCUCUGACCAAAGAUUUGGAGGAGAAGCACGCUAAGAGGGCCGACGUGGACCUCAAGAAGUUCUACACGGACAAGAAGACUCACCUCUAUACAUUGGUCCUGAACCCAGACAACAGCUAUGAGAUGCUCAUCGAUCAGUCCAGUGUGAGCCGUGGGAACUUGCUGCACGAUGUGGUGCCUCCAGUCAACCCUCCCAAAGAGAUAGAUGACCCAAAUGACUCCAAGCCCGACGACUGGGACGAGAGGACCAAGCUCCCCGACCCUGAGGCUGUCAAGCCUGAUGACUGGGAUGAGGAUGCACCUGCUAAGAUUGAUGACGCUGAUGCUUUGAAGCCGGAGGGUUGGCUGGACGAUGAAGCAGAGUUUGUUCCUGACCCAAAUGCUGAGAAACCAGAGGACUGGGAUGAGGAGAUGGAUGGAGAGUGGGAGGCACCACAGAUUCCUAAUCCAGCCUGUGAGACUGCUCCUGGCUGUGGGGAAUGGAAGCGCCCCAUGAUCAACAACCCUCAAUACAAGGGCAAGUGGAAAGCCCCACUAGUGGACAACUCCAACUAUCAGGGAGUGUGGAAGCCACGUAAGAUUGAUAACCCUGACUAUUUUGAAGACCUGCUGCCGUUCAGGAUGACACCUUUCAACGCCCUGGGCUUGGAGUUGUGGUCCAUGACCUCGGAUAUCUACUUUGACAACUUCAUUAUCACCUCUCACAAGGAGGUGGCCGACCGCUGGGCCUCUGACAGCUGGGGGCUGAAGAAACUGGUUGCUAGUGCUAAUGAGCCGGGGAUUUUUGCCCAGCUGAUGUUGGCUGCAGAGGAACGACCGUGGCUCUGGGUGGUCUACAUACUGACAGUAGGCUUGCCAGUAGGACUGGCUGUGCUCUUCUGCUGGCCAAAGAAACCAGAGGAUGACUACGUGUACAAGAAGGUGGAUGUGCCCCAGGCUGAUGUAGAAGAGGAGGAGGAAGAGGAGGAUGCAGUGGCAGAUGAGGAAGACAAAGCUGCUGAGGCUGCAGAAGGAGCAGCAGCUGCAGCAACAGAAGAGGCUGAAGAGGAGGAGGAGGAAGAGGAGGAGGAGGAGGAAGAAGAAGAGGAGGAGGAUGCAGAUGUAGGAGGGGACAAUCUAGAGGGGGAUGAUGAUGAAGAAGAAGAUGAGGAGGAGGAGGAGGAUGGAGAAGAGGGAAGCCAAGCUCCAGAAAGAACAUUAGAAGACAAGCAGAAGGAGGGUGAAGAUGUCGGCGAGGAGAGCCAAAAACAAGCUGUGAGAAAGAGGCGGGUACGGAAAGACUGAAGAGAUGAAGGUCACGCCUACUGUCUCCUCGCUCCCCCUAGAGGGGUGGAGAUGGCCGCCGCUCCCCCCUCUCUGAGCGGAGCCGCAUGUAAUUCCUCAAAACCCACUUGGUAGCCUGCAGUCAUCCUGGCUGCCCCAUCCACAUCUCGCCCAUCCCUCUGCUUCACCCCCCACAGGUCCACAGUCUCCCACACCACAUCCUUUAACUCCUCGUCGACUCAGUCCACCAUCACAUGAAUCAUAGAGAUUUUGUGCAUUUAGCUGUUUUCCCCUCCUGCCCUCUGAGCUUCCACGCUUUCUUCACCCCACCCCUCUAUAAGCUCAUUGCUGUCAAAAUGCCUGUCAGCCUAUCCACCCCCCCCCCUCCCGUGUUUGCCGUAAGUCUUCUCGCUGAACAUGCACCGUCAUAGAUCUGUCACCUCUGAGAGGGAAGGCAGCACACAGUCUGUGCUCUGCUGCCGACUCCAGUCUUUUGUACCAUUUCACAGCAUAUCGUAGGGACUACAUCUCAGACGUUAGACUUUAUUCUGGUGCCCUUUCUUUAUAAUGAACUUGUGGGAGGACACGGUUCCUUCACUAUUUGAAAUAGUUUGGGUUACGAGAACAGGCCAGAGGACGCCAGGCUGUGUGAGAUGUCUCUGCAUUUUCAGAGCGUCUCUGGGAAGUCGCCUCAGCUUAGGUUUCAUAUAUUAUUACCUCUUUAAAAGUGGAUGUUCUGUAGAUUUUAGCAAGUUUGUCAGGAGCAUCAGUUUCUUUUGUGUUUUUUACUGAGUUAUAGCUGUUCAAAAAUCGAGUUUUAGCACAUAACCCUAUUUAUUGGUUUUGUUUAAACUUUGUUUUAUUAAUGCAGUGUUUUGAAUGACUUGAGGCAGUGUUCUGAAGAUGCCACUGAUGACCUUAUUCUGAGCUUCAGCUUGUUUGAAAUGUUUAUCAUCGCUUGUAGAAGAAAUAGAUCAUUUUGUCAAAGACAGAAUGAAUAUGGGGGUUUCUGGAUGGACAUGUCUCAUUCAGUCAGCAGCACACAGCAGUGCUUUCCCAUAAUAUCUAGACUGGUUGGAGUUAGGCUCUAGGUAGAUGCUGGGAAAGAAGUUGAUGCUAAUUUAUUUGUUUUAUAUUAUUGUUUCAAGCUUUUGUAGUUCAUUCUUACCAGAAGCAUCUGGCAGAACACGCCGUUUACAUUUGUUUGCAAAUUGUACAUUGCUCUUGAAAAUAAAAACAAUUUAAUACAAA
Molecule: messenger RNA, 3393 nt
Organism: Limanda limanda (common dab)
Lineage: Eukaryota; Metazoa; Chordata; Actinopteri; Pleuronectiformes; Pleuronectidae
Gene: clgn
Product: calmegin
Exons: 15
Coding region: 163-2163 (666 amino acids)
Biological process (GO): protein folding
Cellular component (GO): endoplasmic reticulum; endoplasmic reticulum membrane
Molecular function (GO): calcium ion binding
Source: RefSeq, a predicted model, not a curated record